AUGCAGUCGGAAAGUCUGGCCUCACCAGCCGAAAUGAUGAUUGUGGAGCAGCCGCAACAUUCCGGAGGCGGCGCCAAAGAUGCAAUCGCACAAGAUAACAUGAGCUAUGCAACACACGAGCAACAGCAAUACUACAGCACAUCUGCAGCAGUGUAUAUGUCUGCGACGUAUUUGCAGGAGAAUAAAGAGACUGCCCAUGAAAAUCAUAUACAAUCUACUUUGGAUGAUCUCUCACAGACCACUGGCACGAACUCAACUUCGUUAGAUGACAACUGGAGCAAGCGGGAUAACUCGACCGGGCUCAUGGGGAUAGUGAACGGCUUGAUGGACCGAGUCACUACGACGGUGCGGCGGAAAGAUAAACGAAGUAUACAUACAAAAAGACCAACUUCAAGUACUCAAGAACCAGGAUCAGUUCCAAAGAUCCAUGAACAAAGUCCAGAUUCAUGGCCGCACAAACAAGCAGAAACGCCAAGUUCUCAGAAUCAAGGAGAAAUCUUAAAGGCUUACGAAGAGAUUAAGCGCAAAACAGACCAACUACAUGAAAUGACACUCCAUACUCGAAACUUAGAGAGUAUAGUGCACACUCUCAGAGAGGAUCUUAGUAAGGCAGACACGAAGAUGGCUGCUCUCGGAAGGGCCGUUACUGAGAGCGAGGCAAUCAUCACCCAGUCUCAUGCCACUGCUGUUUCAACAUUGGCAGGCAAUGUUUCAAGAGGCAUUACUGACGACAUGAUCAGAGAAGAACUCAAGAAAUUCUUUCAAAACGAUUUCUUCUCAUGGUGUGCCGACUUGUGCACAGAGAGAAUUGUGGAUGAGAAUGCUGCGUUACACAAACUUCUUGAAGCUGGAAUCAUAAACCGCACCCAGCCAAAUGCUGCCAUCGACUGGAGGAUUCAGACAGUUGAGUGCUUGGAAAAGGCAGUACCAAUAACAGAAGAAUACAUCCAGAGAGAGGUGCAAGAUUUUGUGCAAGAAUACGAGUUUUUGCUGUCUGCUGACAAAUAUGACAACGAGGCCAACAAAGACCUGGUACAAAUUUUCACCGACUUUGCUAUUUUAGCACUCAAGUUAUGGAAAACCCGGGCAAAUAUUGAAUGGUGUGACAUAAAUAGCUUUCAAAAUGCGUACUUUGAACUCGGGCAUCCAUGGGUGGAGGUCGAACAAUCGCUGGCGUUGACUAUGGGCCAGAGAUUAAAUGGCCGUCCCAUCGGACUCAUCGUUCGCCCUAUGAUUGCGUCCAAAUCGCUAUCAAAGAGUGGUGAAGUGGAAGAGGUGAUUUGGCACAAAGCUCUUGUUUGGGUCUCUGGUGAAAACGAGACUACGGAAUCAGAGAAGUUGGUAUGAAAUUGCGCUAUGCACUUUUUGAUGCGUUUAUGCUUGAAAAUGGUGGUAUAUGAGAUGUAGGUAGAAAAAGAAAGGAGUAAAUGAACCGUC
This is a messenger RNA of Trichoderma virens Gv29-8, 1437 nucleotides long. RefSeq lists its product as uncharacterized. The record is from RefSeq and is a predicted model, not a curated record. The coding region runs from base 1 to 1347 and encodes 448 amino acids. The transcript has 3 exons. NCBI's taxonomy places the organism in Eukaryota, Fungi, Ascomycota, Sordariomycetes, Hypocreales, Hypocreaceae.